This is a messenger RNA of Schizosaccharomyces japonicus yFS275, 2077 nucleotides long. Its product is annotated as exosome subunit Rrp42. The coding region runs from base 79 to 981 and encodes 300 amino acids. NCBI's taxonomy places the organism in Eukaryota, Fungi, Ascomycota, Schizosaccharomycetes, Schizosaccharomycetales, Schizosaccharomycetaceae. The transcript has 2 exons. Gene Ontology annotation, cellular component: cytoplasm; nuclear exosome (RNase complex); nucleolus. The record is from RefSeq and is a predicted model, not a curated record.
CUACCCCAGCUCACCACCACAGUUGAACAACAGAAACGCAGCACUCAUCCACGCAAAAAAACCCUUGCCUUAAAAAAAAUGCAAUUCUCGCUGCCUCAGCUAUCGUACACUCAUAAAAAUUUAACAGACUUCCAGCCACCGAUCAGAAAUGAUGGACGUGCUGCGAACCAGCUGCGUGCUUUUUCCGGUCAAGUCGACGUUUUGCCAGGUGCGAAUGGUUCUGCGCGUGUAAAAUGCGGUUCAGUUGUUGAGGUUGUUGUCGGUGUUAAGGCUGAGAUUGGUGAAGCAGAUUCCAAGCGUGGUGGUGCGUUUCUUGCUUCUGUUGAAGUUCCGACAUUUAUUGCCCAACAGAAUCGAGAGAAUGAUCCAGUACCGGCAUUUUUGACGAGAUCGAUGCAAGCGUUGUUGGAUCAAUUAGACACAAAAUACUUGCAGUUUACACCCUCUCGUGCUUGGACAGUGUAUGUGGAUGCUGUGGUGGUAACAUGUGCUGUUGCCGACGAGCAAUUGCUUACAGCAUUAAGCUUGGCCACUCGUUUGGCCUUGCUGUGUACGCGGAUUCCUCGUAUAUCUACUCCAGACGUUUCUGAAGACAUCAUCGGAUCAUCCAAGUACGAGCCAUCGGAGGAGUUCGACGCAGAUCCUGAUUGGGACCAUGCAUUGCCCUUGCAAGGUUUGGAUGCCAUGUCUGUGAUUGUUGCUGCUUCGGUUGUUGAUCAAGUGGUCCUCAUCGACCCGACUCCUGAAGAAGCUAGUGUGUCUCAAGCAACGUAUGCCGUGGCCGUCCAACCUUCGGGGAACAUUGCCUACACACGCUCUAUCUUAAAUGCCGGUGGAUAUGCUUCCACCGGUUUGGCUGUCUCUCCAGCUCAGUGGUUAGAAAUGACCCAAGUUGCUUCGAAGGCCGGCAUUGAACUUGUUAAAGCUAGUGAUCAAAUCUUAAGCUUUUCUAGUCACGAUCUGCAGGACAUCCUUCCUUAAGCCAGGAGUCAUUGCAAGGAAAAUAGGUCUGGGUUCGAGUGGCAUGGACGCUGGUGUUGUCAUUGGCAGGUAUAUAUUAUAUACAUUAGGCUAUAUCAUGAGAUGUAAUGUUAAAGAAAAAAAGUCAUGGUAAUGGUCGAUCAGGAAAAGAAAAGGUAGCAUUAUUGAUUACUGCUUUGACAGGCGUUAAGCUUGAAGAAUAGUCAAACAUUACCCACUCCGCUUAUAAUUCUCACUAUAAGCAGUGUAUCAGUAACAUGCGUUACAAAUGGACACCAACUGGCUUGUUUUGAUCCAGUUGUUGUAGCAGGUCCUGGAUUUUUGUUACAGUAGCCUUGCGCUGUGUCCGCAUAACGGGAUUGCCUUGAGUUUCGACGGCAUCCAGCUUAAAUAGCUGCUGUAAAAGCAAUUCGCUGAGCAUAAUAUUGCGCUCCAGUCGUUUUUUCGGGACCUCUGGAGGAGACUUAAUGUAAGUUUUCACAGCAGGUUCAAGUUCAGCAUCGACAUGAUCUGUUAUGGACUGUAAUUCUUUCAUAACAGGACUUGAAGCACUAGGUUGUUGUUUCUCAUCAACAACAGGCUCAGUGGUUGCUUCUUCGUUAUCAUCUUCUGCUUGAGCAGACCGAUGGUGCUUCUUGUGACGUUUACGGCACAGAAUUUUGCUUUUGUUUUUUAUACCAUACUUGGACAACUUUUCAUUCAUAUGGGUUAACCGUCUACCAGCGAAAACCAAGCUGACUUCGGUUUCGGGAAUGUCGAGCGCUUGAGCGACAAGAUUGUAUAAGUGUUGCAUAUUCUCAUUCAGGUUGACCUCGAUAGGAACCCGCUUGUCCCAAUAAUGGAUUAUUACGACGGCGCGUUUGCUUUCUGGCAUUUUUUGGUGACGCUUUCAAGAAGAUAAUUGGAAGUUUUUUUUAAACUUGGAAAAAAUGACUUUUGGUGAACACAGUUCAGUAAUGAUUGAACCUUGAGACAAAGAGGCUGGAAGUAUAGAUUUGUAUGUAAAUGAACGCAAGUAGUUCAGGAAGGAAGGCAGUUCAGAAGUAAGUACUUGAUCUUAGGGCUGGUAUAGCUCGGGGAGGUGUCGGUAGGUCCG